AUCCAAUAUAAACUACUUUUACCUCCGUACUUCACGGAUGACGCAAAGCAUGUGAAAUAGGACGUAAUGAUGACGCUGGGUCCGUGCACUCAUUUCGCUGUGUAGGACCUUGCGGGGCCUCAUCUUUUCAAUGUGUGAACAAUGUAUGUAUAGGAAUUGCCGUAGUUCUGCUGAUAGGACGAGACACCUCGCAUGAAGUAAGUUUCUAUAUAUGGGCAUUACUUGCAACUGGAGCCGCUGCAAGAGCGAGUGGCCGUUUGAUUUCCGGGCCGGCGACGUAAUUCAUGGCAAACAACGGUAGGAUAAAUAUAGCCAGCUGAAUGUAGCCAAUAUAAUACCAUUUGAAAACUUUUCUGUGUCAUCAUUUGGGGAUUUUAAAUUGUAAACAAUCACGGACGCACCAGUAGAGGAUGUAGGAGAGUCCGCAGUUCUCCAAGGAAGAACAAUCUCCUGCUACCCACCACUUCGCACUUGUCUUGCUCUCUAGCUAGCAUCUGUCACUACUAUUUGGUUACACAACCAUCUCCUAUGCAAAACAGUAACACGUGUCUCAGCAUGGUGUAAAAAAAAGCCGUGUUUACCUCAGCAAAACAACACAGAACACUAUGGAUAUGUAAUCGACAGAAUCGUCUCAAAAAAGAGGAUGAAAAGAACAUGAUUACCACCGAUGGCCUCUCUAAAUGCGAGGCGACACGGCGCAAGACGGGGAAAAGGCCACUGGGGGAGAUGCUGCACCUUCUGUCCGCUGUCAUUGUCUGGCUUGUGACGGGGACAACUAUCUCCAGUCUUAACAAAUGGAUAUUUGCAGUGUACAACUUCAGGUACCCCUUACUGCUAUCGGCCCUGCACAUGUUGACAGCAAUAGUGGUGGACUUUUGGCUUAUUAAACUUCGAAUGCUCCAGCACAAAGGCGGUGUUGACAAGCAUAAGGACCUUACCAACAGCGCCAAAUGGAAGGUGUUUCUAUUGAGCUUGACAUUUUGUGCCAGCAUUGCGUUUGGUAACGUGGGUCUGAACUAUGUCCAGCUGUCAUUUGCCCAAAUUAUCUACACCACCACGCCAAUCUUCACCCUGGCGAUUUCCACCCUUAUCUUGGGCAAGCAGCAUCACAUCCUCAAAUACACGGCCAUGAUGCCCAUCUGUCUGGGGGCCUCGUUCAGCAUCAUGGGCGAGGUCCAGUAUGACCAGACUGGUUGCUUCUUCGUUUUUGCUGCAACAAUGUUGAGAGGUGUCAAAACCAUCCAGCAAAGUAUCUUGCUCCAGGAGGAGAAGAUCAACUCUGUGUUCCUGCUCUACCUGAUGUCCAUCCCCAGUUUCUGCAUCCUGGCCGUAGCUGCUCUGGCCCUGGAGAACUGGGCCGUGCUAGAGUCUCCAAUGCAUUAUGACCACAACUUGUGGCUCUUCAUCCUGCUCAGCUGCCUGGGCUCUGUCAUGUACAACCUGGCCAGCUGCUGCGUCAUAACCCUCACCUCCGCCGUCACCCUGCACAUCCUCGGCAACCUGAGCGUGGUGGGCAACCUGCUGCUCUCCCAGCUGCUGUUCGGCAACGAGAUGUCAGCGCUCAGCUGCGUCGGCGUGGCACUCACACUCUCCGGCAUGCUCAUCUACCAGAACUCUGAAUUUAUCUCAGACUACAUGGACGCACGGCGAGACAAAGCCAGGGCGCUCAUUCGUGGGAGGGAGGAGGACAUCGCUGGCCCAUCACAACCCCCCCAAGACCAGCAGGGGAGCAGGGAUGCUGAAGGCAAGCGAGAGGACAAGAGAGACUGAGAGAGGAGGAGGAUAGGAGUUGGACUGUUUACAGCAACCCUGUUGCUUAGUUAAGUCAGGUGGUUCUGUGGAGAGGAUCAGGAGAUGGGCUUCAACCUCAUGAGGUCAUAGUUGAUGAUGACAUGAGUGACAGAACUUGUUUGUUGGGUCGUUUUUACCUCUUCACUGUGCCAAUGUAUUUAUUUCUGCCAUGGUCUCAUAGAAGUCAGUCUAGGCCAGCUGACACAAAAUCUGAUGCCUUUCUGAAAGUGACAGUUGAGUUUUCACUGUUCUAAUACCCAUACGUGCACACAUCCUGGUAUAUGCAUGCAUGAGCACACAAUGUGAUAUAUCUCAUGAGGUGUCGCUCUCACUACUCCACUGUGAAAAUGUUCAACAUGAGUGAGUGCUCAAUGGGAUGUUGGGAGGGAAGGACUAGGAACACCUAUAGAUGGGCACAAAUAAAAUAAAAAUAAGCAUGGUACUGUUACCUAUCCUUCCCCUGGUCUUGUAUCAGUGUGAAUGAGGUUUCCUGGCAGCUUUUUAUGUGGUGGAUCUUAAUAUGGGGGGGUGUAGCAUUUGUUCUAGUGCUAUAGCUUUUGUCUAGAUGACGUUUACAUUGGUGGAGACAUGCAAGCUAACAGGGUCGGCAUAUAAUUUCUGUUGGCUGUUUGUAGGCAUGGAGGUCAGUGAGCCACACUGUUAAUCUACUGCAUGGUGAAGCGCAGAUCUGAGGCAAGCACUUUGUCCUGCUCAGCGACCUCUUAUUGCAUUUCCUCUUAAUAAAAGGAACCUAUUAUAAUCAGUUUAAUAACCUCCAACCUGAACAGCAGUUAUCACUGCAGAAAACCUCUAUUAUUAGGCCCAUUCACUCUAAGGAGUCUCACUCAUCUUUAGUACAGUUCUUUUCUUCUGGGAGAGAUCAUAAAAAGGAUUUCAUGAUCCUCCUUCCUGCCGCUCCUGGGCCGAACAGAAAUGAAACCUGGCAGAGUAGACAUGUCUCCACUCAGAGGGUGCCUCUAUUUUUAACCUUUUACGUUUAGUCUCCCUUAACCUCUGCUGGACAGUGUUAUUGUAACUCCCAUUACAAUACAUUUUAAUAUUUAUUAAGACAUUUUAGUUUUGUUUAUUUUUCUUCUGCUUUUUGAAGUGGGUAAGGGACAUUGCUGUUUUAUAGGUCUUAGAAAGGACAACGGAUGUUUUAGUUUUGCCAUCUACGUAAAAAAAAAAAAAACAUGUAAUUUGAAGUUUGAAAGCACUUACGGUAUCUUGUCUAUAGCAGGGUUUCCCAAAGUUGGUAAUUGACUUCUUGGUUUAGCUUCUGUUCAGCCUCGGAUAGACACUGGACAACAAAGUUGCUCUCUAAUGGGAAAUGGUUAUAUAUAUUUUGUUACCCACCUGUUCUUUUUUCCCCUAAUAUGUUGCCAUAUGCACAGCAGUAGAGACAGAAUGAUUUGUUGCCAGCCUCGACCUGAUAACAGACGUUGGAAUGAAGAUCAGAUUCAUGCCAGUCACCCAUUUGUUUUAACAUUCAAGAGGGUCUUGUUAUUGAUGUUAGUUUAAAUACCUCAGUCUUCAACAUGGCUUGUUAAAGACCAUUUGUUUAAUGACUUAUGUAAGUUAGCAGUUGAAGAGAGAUCAAGCAGCUGAAAGCAUGUCUGCCCACAACCACGGUUUGUCAACUGUUUAUAAUCUGUUAAAUUGCCUACUGUUUUUAAAAGCCAAUUUGGUUUAGUACCUUUGGAUUGACAAUGAGGGCUUUUCAAUCACACAGCCCUUAGAAUAUAUAUAUAUGACUAUACCAGCUUCACAGAUCGUAGUUUGAUUUGUUCAUACGGAGUUAUCUUUGAGGGUGGGGCAAAGCUCAUAUUGCACUGCCGAGUUUUGGAGAUGCUGCCUUUACAGCAUCGGGCUCAUGUGUAUGUACUGUUUUUGAUGUCUGCAAAAGUUAAAUGUAAAUCAUUGUAUUAUAUUAAUGUAUUUUACAAUCAUGGCUGGCUCAAAUAUAUACUGGUUCAAGAA
Messenger RNA from Oncorhynchus keta (chum salmon), 3771 nucleotides. RefSeq names its product solute carrier family 35 member E4-like. Bases 655 to 1770 code for a protein of 371 amino acids. The record is from RefSeq and is a predicted model, not a curated record. Lineage: Eukaryota; Metazoa; Chordata; Actinopteri; Salmoniformes; Salmonidae. The transcript is spliced from 3 exons. Gene Ontology annotation, cellular component: Golgi apparatus. Gene Ontology annotation, molecular function: antiporter activity.